Molecule: messenger RNA, 960 nt
Organism: Fraxinus pennsylvanica
Lineage: Eukaryota; Viridiplantae; Streptophyta; Magnoliopsida; Lamiales; Oleaceae
Source: the annotation of a GenBank genome assembly
AUGGCGUCAAGCAAGAGCAAGAUAUUGAUAAUCGGAAUAACUGGCAAUCUAGGGCUGGAAAUAGCCAAAGCCAGUAUAAAUGCUUCUCAUCCCACCUUCGGGCUCGUCAGACACUCCGCUUUCUCUGAUCCAAACAAACUCCACAAAAUUCAAGUCCUGUUGGAUUCCGGAGUCACACUUCUUAAGGGUUCCUUGCAAGAUGAAAUGAUCUUAAUUGAAGCGAUCAAGCAAGUCGAUGUUGUAAUUUGCGCGGUUUCCUCUAUGCAAGUGCUUGAUCAGAAGCUGCUUAUUUCAGCUAUUAAGCAAGCAGGUUGCAUCAAGAGGUUUUUUCCAUCGGAGUUUGGAGCAGAUCCAGAUAGGACCCAAGUGUCCGACUUAGACAACAACUUCUAUGCAAGGAAAUCCGAAAUUAGGCGCCUUAUCGAGGCUGGAGGCAUUCCUCACACCUACAUUUGUUGUAACUUCUUUAUGAACGUUUUACUUCCGUCAUUAGUUCAGCCAGGCCGGAUAACCCCACCAACAAACAAAGCUAUAGUAUUUGGAGAUGGAAAUGUUAAAGGUGUUUUUGUGAAACAAAGUGAUGUUGCGGCCUUCACCAUAAGUGCAGUGGAUGAUCCACGUACUCUGAAUAAAACAAUGUACUUGAGGCCACCAGGAAAUGUUCUCUCUGUGAACGAGCUGGUUGAGAUUUGGGAGAGAAAAAUUGGGAAGAAUCUGAAGAGGAUUUACGUUACAGAAGAAGAGCUUCUAAAAAAAAUUCAAGAAAGUCGGUAUCCGUACAACUGGGAGCUGCUUUUCAUAUACUCUGCUUUUGUAAAGGGAGAUCAUACAUACUUCGACAUAGACUCAUCAGGUGGUCUCGAAGGAUCGCAGCUGUAUCCACAUAUCAAAUACACCACAGUAAGCGAAUAUUUGGAUACCCUAUUCACACACUACUACGCUGCUGGCUGUCUAGCUUAA